CAUUUGUUUUUUAUUCGCGUUCUAUUUUUGUGUGUGACGGUUCCGUCCGGCCGAAGAAGGAUUUAAUUUUCCAAAAUCUUGAUGAAUUUUAUUUAGAUUGUUGAAUAAUUCGUAAAAGAUCUCCAGAUUGCACUAAAAUAUCAACAUGCAGAACGGAGACGGUACGCCGGCGGCCGGGGAAACCACCAAGAAGCCAAUGCCUGAAGAGGUGACGAAGCAGUCUUUCCGCGUCAAGGUGUGGCGUCACUUGGAGACCAAUGGGCUGGCGAUGUUCCCGCGGCCCGUGUACAACCGCAUUCCCAACUUCAAGGGUGCUCCGGAGGCGGCCGCGAGGCUCGGCGAACUAGAGGUCUUCAAGAAUGCCAACACUAUCAAAGUCAACCCUGAUAAGCCACAGGAACCUGUGAGGGUGAUGUGCCUGGAGCAGAAGAAGACCCUAUACGUGCCAGUGCCUCGCUUGCAGAACGGGUUUCUGAACCGAUUGGAGUUGGAGGGGGAGACCGGGCCGGCCGCUAUCAAGCAAGCUGUGUCCAGGAAGGGCAUGGAGACCCACGGCAAGCCUAUUGGUAUUGAAGAUUCCGUGACUCUCGAUCUGGUGGUGAUGGGAUCUGUGGCCGUCUCCAAAGAGGGAUAUCGCAUUGGCAAAGGAAGAGGCUAUGGAGACCUGGAGUUUGGCCUAAUGAUGCACAUGAAGGCAAUAAAGCCCAACACCAUUGUGGUGACCACGGUUCACGAUUGUCAAGUGUUCGACACGCUCCCGGCCGAAUUGUUCGGCCCCCAUGAUGUCCCGAUUGACAUUAUUGUCACCCCAACCGAGGUGAUUGAAACCCAACGCAUGAGCCAACGGCCCGUGGGCAUCCUGUGGCAUUUGCUGUCCAACCGUCGUCUGCAACUGAUGCCGAUACUCGGACAACUGCGCGACAUCGAAAUGCUCGCCGGCCGGCCGUGCGUGCUGAAGGAGGUGGACACGGACGUGGAGGAGCGCGGCGCGACGCGCGCGCGCAAGCUGCGGCGCCGCACGCGCUCGCACAAGAGCCACAGCGAGGGCGAGGGCGGCAACACAACGGAGGGCGAGGAGGCCAAGUCGAAGCCGCGGCAGGCGAGUCGCCGCCGCAACAGCAACAAGUCCAACAAGGAGGACUCCACCAAGAAGGAGGAGUCGCGAGUGCGCCGCCCCAAGCGACCCAAACCUGUCAUCGACUUCUCUGUCAAGAUAUCCAACAUCAGCCCCAACACCCGAGUGCGCGAUCUGAAACAGGCUUUAUCUGAGCGCGGAGUCAAGCCUCAGGUGAUGGUGUGGAAGGGCUUCCGAGGAUUCUGCUAUCUGCACUUCUUCAAGCCUGGCCCGCAGAAGGGCGAAGGCGAUAGUGCGCCGGCGCCGGCCAACAUGGAGAGCGUGCUGGCGGCGCUGGCGGCGAUGUCGGUGGGCGGCAGCGGCUGCGGCGGCGACGAGCCGCGCGACGACAAGCCGCGGCUGCUCACGGUGGAGCCCGCCCCGCCCAGGAACGAGGUGUCGCAGGUUCCAGUAAACGUCAUCCAUUGAGUCCCUCGAGCCGAACAUCACGUACCGACAUCACGAACACCUUUUAUUUCUAAAACACGCAUGUAAGCUCGCUUGUCGCACGCGGAAACGGCUCCGUCGCAUUCCGAUCCUAAUCGUUUAGAGUUAAGGUUGAUUUUCCUUUGCGCCGGCCCGAAGAACGACUGCUGAUCGCACGCCUUGGCUAAGCUUAGAUAAAUGAAUAGGCGUAAGGUUUGCCACUGAAGAAAUUUAUCUAAGCUUACGGGAUACAUUCGUCACUAUAAGAAGCAUUAGUGUUUAAGAAAUGAGCCAUUGGCCUUGUGCUGUGCAAUCGGCGUUAUUAGUCGCAGGUCGAAUUUGCUUCCGGAUAAUAAAAAAAUAACAUUUAUCAUUAAUAAGUCUGUUAAAAAUUACUCUUUAGAUGGAAAAUACUUACGCGUCAUUGUCUUUUGAUGAUUGAAGUUUCAAUAUUGAUGACUGGUCCCUAUAAAAUUUGUUAUAGUUCUAAUUCAACCAUUUUGAGGUCAAUUUAAAAUUGGUCUUAGGUAUAUUUUUUCACAAGCGCUAUUUUUUUAUUGUGUGGAAAUUACAUUUCUUCCUGCGACACUAUUACCGGAGCGAUUUUAAGUUUCUUUUCGAUUUGUUCGCUGAAUGGUCUUUUGUUCUUGUCGUUCCUAAGGCCGGCCAUGUGUUAGAGAGAGUGAGCUAUAGUUUAGAAGACACUUAACGAAAAUUUAUAUCUCUAUAUGUAUGUUUUAGUUUUCUCUAGUCUAAAGUUAGAUGUAACGCUGUGUACCUAGGUUUAUUUCAGAUUGUUUUCAAUGCAGCUAUGUUUUAAGCAUUCUUCCAUAUUAUUACGAGAAAGAAGCUAUAUUUUUAGUACGGAUAGUAUAGAAAAACUAAAAAGAAAGUAAUAUAUUUUUUAAACUAUUAAGGUGCUUAAGAGCGGGGUUCUAAACUGUCUAUAGAAAUUAGUUUGAAAGGAUUUGACUAGUGUUAAGUGUAUUUAUUUUAAAUUGCAUCGUUUGGAGCCCCGUUUUUCGUCCUACUGUGUAUUUGUGCCAACUUGAAGUUCAUAUAUUGCAAUAACUUUUAAUGAAAUUCGCUGUUCCCUACCGUAGUAUUUGAAUGAAUCUCCAACAUAUCUCAUUUAUGUAAGUUUGUAUAACGGUCCCUCGAUGUCAGUUACUUUUUCAGUAUUAGGUUACGUAUAAUAUAAGAUUUUGAAAGUAAUAUAUAAAUUGACAUAAUAAGAUUUAAACUAUUUAUCUAUUAGCGGACGUACGUUCGGAAAUUAUUGGUCUCUUAGUGUAAACAAAGAUGUAUUUUAUAUAGAAACAGUGGAUUUAUAUUAAUGUAUUUUUCUAAAUUUGUGGGUUGAAUUCGGCAGCAUAAUAUAUGUAUUUUAUAAGGUCGUAGGCACAGUGGUCACUGAAGUGAUAAUGUAAUCAAAAAAAUUGAGAAAUAAAAUUCAAUUAUUAAUAUUAAUUUAAUAAUCUAUUAGUUCUGCUAUUAUACGCAAAUGUAUUGUCAUUAAAAUUGUAAAGAACAUUUUAGUUUUCUGAAAACAUUUUGUAUACGAACUAAGGUUUGUGAUUCAAGUAAUUCUAUAUAUAACUUGAGGAAAUUUCUGGAGGGACUUUCAUGUCUGUCGUGACCACUGUGACGAAGCACUAUUCUAAGCAUUUUAUGUAGUCAAGUCAUUCGCACACGGGGUUACCCCUACCUAUUGUUACUCUCUCGCCAUUUUAAGCACUAUGAUAUUUAUGUAUAUAACUUGUUAACAUAUUUUCUAGUUUAUUUUGUAAUCUACGUUGGGAUAGCAGCAUGGAUUCGUUUUUUGUUUUGUAUUUUUUUUAAUAAAUUUAUUAAACACUUA
This is a messenger RNA of Plodia interpunctella (Indianmeal moth), 3401 nucleotides long. It is a transcript of the gene lost, whose product is annotated as lost. Gene Ontology annotation, cellular component: cytoplasm. The record is from RefSeq and is a predicted model, not a curated record. NCBI's taxonomy places the organism in Eukaryota, Metazoa, Arthropoda, Insecta, Lepidoptera, Pyralidae. Bases 146 to 1543 code for a protein of 465 amino acids. The transcript has 11 exons.